This is a messenger RNA of Suillus bovinus, 510 nucleotides long. RefSeq lists its product as uncharacterized. Bases 1 to 510 code for a protein of 169 amino acids. The record is from RefSeq and is a predicted model, not a curated record. The transcript has 8 exons. Lineage: Eukaryota; Fungi; Basidiomycota; Agaricomycetes; Boletales; Suillaceae.
AUGGACGCUGUCAAAUGGGAAGCGGCAUCUCAUUGGAUCACCAAGUCGCAACUACCACCAGAUGCAAAGCCACUAGCUUUCAUUUUGUAUGCAGAUAAAACAAGGCUAUCGUCAUUUGGCACUGUCAAAGGUUACCCAGUUGUUGUUGGCUACAUUGUAGGAUGGCUACCAAUAGUCAACUUCAAAAACUCAGUCUGGCACGAGUCAUUCGCAAGAAUCACAUCUUCGCUGGUGUCAAAAUCAAAGACUGGACAAUGGUAUUCCUGUCUGGACAGCAUCAACAGGUGGUUCUUCCUUUGCGUGUUGAUUUUGUCGGCUGAUUAUGAAGAACAGUGCAUCAUGUCACUUACUCGAGGAAUCAUGAGCCUUUGGCCAUGUCCCAUCUGUCUUGAAAAAGACAGCUAUGAGGAACAGGAGGAGGUUCUCAAACAAUAUGGACUUCGUGACAUUAUUAAUUCAUUAUGGGCUAUCAGGUACUCAGAUGUCCAUCGAGCAUUGUCGCAUGACUGA